GUGGUGCGGGCGCGGCGGACGCGUCGGUCUGAGAGCAGGCGGAGGGGCUUACCCCUUCCUCCGCCGCCGGAAGUAAACUCUGAGGUUCGGUCCGGGCGCUUCAGCCUGACGCGGGCGAGUGUCAGCGCUUGUCCCCCUCCCUUGGCGCCAUGGACGCGACGGCGCUGGAGCGGGACGCGGUGCAGUUCGCGCGGCUGGCGGUGCAGCGGGACCACGAAGGCCGCUACUCCGAGGCGGUGUUUUACUACAAGGAAGCUGCACAAGCCUUAAUUUAUGCUGAGAUGGCAGGAUCAAGUCUAGAACGUAUCCAAGAAAAAAUUAAUGAGUAUCUGGAGAGAGUUCAAGCUCUGCAUUCGGCAGUUCAGUCAAAGAGUGCUGAUCCUUUGAAAUCAAAACAUCAGUUGGACCUAGAGCGUGCCCACUUCCUGGUUACACAAGCUUUUGAUGAGGAUGAAAAAGGGAAUGUGGACGAUGCUAUAGAAUUGUAUACAGAAGCUGUGGAUCUCUGUCUGAAAACCUCUUAUGAAACUGCUGAUAAGACUCUGCAAAAUAAAUUGAAACAGUUGGCUCGACAGGCGCUAGAUAGAGCAGAAGCAUUGAGUGAGCCUUUGACAAAGCCAUUUUGCAAAGUCAAGUCAACAAAUACUAAAACGAAGACCCCUCCUGUGAGAACACAUUUUCCUCUAGGACCUAAUCCCUUCCUUGAGAAGCCUCAGGCAUUUAUAAGUCCACAGUCAUGUGAUGCGCAAGGACAGAGAUACACAGCAGAAGAAAUAGAAGUGCUCAGGACAACAUCAAAAAUAAAUGGUAUAGAAUAUGUUCCUUUCAUGACUGUUGAUCUGAGGGAACGUUUUGCUUAUCCAAUGCCUUUUUGCGAUAGAUGGGGCAAGCUGCCAUUAUCACCUAAACAAAAAACUACGUUUUCCAAAUGGGUACGGCCAGAAGACCUCACCAACAAUCCUACAAUGAUAUACACUGUAUCCAGUUUUAGUAUAAAGCAGACAAUAGUAUCAGAUUGUUCCUUUGUGGCAUCACUGGCUAUCAGUGCAGCUUAUGAAAGACGAUUCAAUAAGAAGUUGAUUACCAGCAUAAUUUACCCUCAGAAUAAGGAUGGUGAACCAGAAUACAAUCCCUGUGGAAAGUAUAUGGUAAAACUUCACCUCAAUGGUGUCCCAAGAAAGGUUAUAAUUGAUGACCAGUUACCUGUUGAUCAUAAAGGAGAAUUGCUGUGUUCAUAUUCCAACAAUAAAAGUGAAUUAUGGGUGUCUCUGAUAGAGAAGGCAUACAUGAAAGUUAUGGGAGGAUAUGAUUUCCCAGGGUCCAACUCAAAUAUUGAUCUGCAUGCACUGACAGGGUGGAUACCAGAAAGGAUUGCUAUGCACUCAGAUAGCCAGACUUUCAGUAAGGGUAAUUCAUUCAGAAUGCUUUAUCAAAGAUUUCACAAGGGAGACGUCCUCAUCACUGCGUCAACUGGAACGAUGACAGAAGCGGAAGGGGAGAAGUGGGGCCUGGUUCCCACACAUGCAUAUGCGGUCUUGGAUAUUAGAGAGUUCAAGGGCCUGAGAUUUAUCCAGUUGAAAAACCCUUGGAGCCAUUUACGCUGGAAAGGAAGGUAUAGUGAAAAUGAUGUAAAAAACUGGACUCCAGAAUUGCAGAAGUAUUUGAACUUUGAUCCCCGAACAGCUCAGAAAAUAGAUAAUGGAAUAUUUUGGAUUUCCUGGGAUGAUCUCUGCCAAUACUAUGAUGUGAUUUAUUUGAGUUGGAAUCCAGCCCUUUUUAAAGAAUCAACAUGCAUUCACAGUACUUGGGAUGCUAAGCAAGGACCUGUGAAAGAUGCCUAUAGCCUGGCCAACAACCCCCAGUACAAACUGGAGGUGCAGUGUCCACAAGGGGGCGCUGCAGUUUGGGUUUUGCUUAGUAGACACAUAACAGACAAGGAUGAUUUUGCAAAUAAUCGAGAAUUUAUCACAAUGGUUGUGUACAAGACUGAUGGCAAAAAAGUUUAUUACCCAGCUGACCCACCUCCAUAUAUCGAUGGAAUUCGAAUAAACAGCCCUCAUUACUUGACUAAGAUAAAGCUGAUGACACCAGGGACCCACACCUUUACCUUAGUGGUUUCUCAGUAUGAAAAACAGAACACAAUUCAUUACACAGUUCGGGUAUAUUCAGCAUGCAGCUUUACUUUUUCAAAGAUUCCUUCACCCUACACCUUAUCAAAACGGAUUAAUGGAAAGUGGAGUGGUCAAAGUGCUGGAGGAUGUGGAAAUUUUCAGGACACUCACAAAAAUAACCCCAUCUACCAAUUCCAUAUAGAUAAGACCGGACCCUUACUGAUUGAACUAAGAGGACCAAGGCAGUACAGUGUUGGAUUUGAGGUGGUAACAGUUUCUGUAAUGGGAGAUCCUGGUCCUCAUGGCUUUCAGAGGAAAUCUAGUGGUGACUAUAGAUGUGGAUUUUGUUACUUGGAACUAGAAAAUAUCCCUGCUGGGAUCUUCAAUAUCAUCCCCAGUACUUUUUUGCCUAAACAGGAAGGACCAUUUUUCUUAGACUUUAAUAGUAUUGUCCCCAUCAAGAUAACACAACUUCAGUGACAGAAAUCUCAGCUACUACUGGAUUAUAUACUUACCAAUCAUCAGCUCUUCAAAGGAGACACAUCAGGAUGAUGAACAAUCGGAAUGGAAUUAAAUCAAAAAAUGUCACAGUGGAUCUGGUGCUUGUUGUGGUGUUUGGUAAGAAGUGUACAUAGUCAGAAUUACCUUAAUCACCUAGAAGUACUGUUUACAUGGUUUUGUGUAUAUAGAAUUGGCUUACAUUUAGGAGCCAACUUUGCAGUUUAAAAAAAGUGCAUAUGAUUACAGAUUAGACUCAGUCAUCACUGUGAGAUGCUUUUGCUAACAGGACAAGAGCAUAGAGACCAGAUGAGGAAAAAGAGGGCCACAGACCCAGUGAGUGGACGAGCAGGCUGUUUUAAUAUCCUGAAAUAGCCACAUCGUUUCCUUUUAAAAAAGCAUGUAAAUUAAACCUGUUUGCGUUGACCCUAUCUCUUAGGCAGCUAAUUACCAAAUGAAUCAUGGUACUAUAAUUUGAAUUUUUCAUUAUGUCUUUAAAUGUUUAUUGCCCAGAUGUUAUGAAAAUCAAGUUUUUAAAAGUAUUAAUUAGCUUAGCAUGAAGAUGCUCAGGCUUAAGAAUGGAGGUUGUUAAUGUUAGAUGCCUAUCUUCCAUCUUAGAACUGAGGUACAUUUAAUUUAAUGUCGGGUUUUAAUUUUUAGCAGUUUGGUAAGUAAUCUGAGACUGAAGAGGUUACAAUUUAGCGUGUAGAGUUUUUUAAUUGCUCUGUAGUCAGUGCUCUUGUAACAGCAAUUUGAAUUUGAAGAGUCUAAAAAUUUAGGAUGUAAUGAUUGGGUUAUAUAGCAUUCAUAAAAAUGAAUCGCCAAGCUUUCCAAGUUGGGCCUGGCAGAAUGGCUCCCGCAAAGAAGGGUGGCGAGAAGAAGGGCCAUUCCGCCAUCAAACGAGGUGGUGACCUGGGAAUACACCAUCAGCAUUCACAAGUGCAUCCAUGGAGUGGGCUUUAAGAAACAUGCCCCUCGGGCACUCAAAUCCGGAAAUUCGCCAUGAAGGAGAUGGGAACUCCAGAUGUGCACAUUGAUAUCAGGCUCAACAAAGCUGUCUGGGCCAAAGGAAUAAGGACUGUUCCAUAUCAUAUCUGUGUUUGUUUGUCCAGAAAACUUAAUGAGGAUGAGGAUUCGCCAAACAAGCUGUACACUUUGGUAACCUAUGUCCCUGUUACCACAUUCAAAAAUCUACAGUGUGGAUGAGAACUAACUGCUGAGACUCAAAUAAAGUUAUAAAACUGCAA
This is a messenger RNA of Nannospalax galili (Upper Galilee mountains blind mole rat), 3856 nucleotides long. It is a transcript of the gene Capn7, whose product is annotated as calpain 7. Gene Ontology annotation, biological process: proteolysis. Bases 150 to 2591 code for a protein of 813 amino acids. NCBI's taxonomy places the organism in Eukaryota, Metazoa, Chordata, Mammalia, Rodentia, Spalacidae. The record is from RefSeq and is a predicted model, not a curated record. Gene Ontology annotation, molecular function: calcium-dependent cysteine-type endopeptidase activity. The transcript is spliced from 21 exons.